AUGAUUGCUCUCACCAUCGCACCCGAAUACGGCUAUGUCGUCCUUACCGCCGUCGGUACCUGCUUCCUCGGAACCUGGCAUGGCAUAAGAUGCUCGUCCUUCCGCAAGGCCGCCGGCCUGGGCUACCCUACCCCCUACGCCGACUCUGCACAACUCUCGGCCGCCUCUGCUGAAGACAAGCACAAGCUGUACUUGUUCAACUGUGCCCAAAGGGCCCAUGGCAACUUCCUCGAGAACCACUACAUGGCCCUCACCACAUUGCUCAUCGGUGGUCUUCAUUACCCUCUCCUCAGCUCGGCUUUCGGUCUCAUCUGGUCGCUCGGCAGAAUCGUUUACGCUGUUGGAUACACUUCCCAGACCAAGGAGAACGGCAAGGGCAGACUGGCCGGUGCCUUCUUCUGGCUCGCCCAGCUCGGUCUGUUCGUCAACGCUGGCCUGACUGGAUACAGCAUGGCAUUUUAA
Molecule: messenger RNA, 462 nt
Organism: Aureobasidium pullulans EXF-150
Lineage: Eukaryota; Fungi; Ascomycota; Dothideomycetes; Dothideales; Saccotheciaceae
Product: membrane-associated proteins in eicosanoid and glutathione metabolism
Exons: 3
Coding region: 1-462 (153 amino acids)
Cellular component (GO): nuclear envelope; membrane; endoplasmic reticulum
Molecular function (GO): glutathione peroxidase activity; glutathione transferase activity
Source: RefSeq, a predicted model, not a curated record